This is a messenger RNA of Syzygium oleosum, 1741 nucleotides long. RefSeq names its product 15-cis-zeta-carotene isomerase, chloroplastic. NCBI's taxonomy places the organism in Eukaryota, Viridiplantae, Streptophyta, Magnoliopsida, Myrtales, Myrtaceae. Gene Ontology annotation, molecular function: 9,15,9'-tri-cis-zeta-carotene isomerase activity. The transcript is spliced from 4 exons. The record is from RefSeq and is a predicted model, not a curated record. Bases 294 to 1397 code for a protein of 367 amino acids. Gene Ontology annotation, cellular component: chloroplast. Gene Ontology annotation, biological process: carotene biosynthetic process.
GCUGAAACCAUUUCAGUUCCAGUGCAGUGCAAAUGCCUAACAUCCCAUUUGCUUUUGCCUCCGCACAACCAAACAAAACUCCAAAAUCGUCAAGCCCAACAGCAUCCCGCCUCCAGGCUCCCCCCAAGAUUCUUCUUCAGCUUCUGCCGUAAUUCACUCGCCAACAUCCUCUGAUGUCUCCGCCCUCACCGAUGCAGCUAUAAAUCACCUCCCUCCAGUUUCAUCACAGCACACGGCCCCCCUCGAUUCUGUGAUUGUGUGUGAGCGUGUCGGGGUCGGCGAGAGAGACAGAGAUGUCAGGUUCUUUUGUGCUCUCGAACCCAAUUUCCCACAAGACGCUCCCUUUUCGCCCCACCUCUCGUCUGCUUCCCAAACCAAACCGACCCACCAGCUCAAGAUUCCUCCUUGACCCGACGCCAGUCCCGUCGAAAGUAUCCCGGCUUCCCGGGAACGUUCUUGUUCGGACUUCUAUCAGGGACAGCGACACGAAAGAGACUUCUUCUUCGAGCUCGCCUUUGGUUGGGGAGGACUCGGCGGUGUUUGACAUCGGAGAGCAAAAGAUCGUGUCGUGGGUGUACUUUUCGGUGGUUCUGGGUGUUGUUCUGUUCGUUCUGAAUGUGGCCUGGCUUGAUGGCUCUCCUUCAGGGUUGGGACUCGGCAAGGCCUUCAUCGACUCUGUUUCUGGGCUCUCAGAUAGCCCCGAGGUUGUAAUGUUAUUGCUCACUCUCAUUUUUGCCGUGGUGCAUAGUGGAUUGGCUAGUCUUAGGGAUUCUGGAGAAAAAGUCAUGGGUGAACGGGCCUACAGGGUGUUGUUUGCAGGCACAUCUCUUCCAUUGGCCAUUAGCACUGUGGUCUACUUCAUCAAUCAUAGAUACGAUGGAGUACAGUUAUGGCAGCUGCAGGGUGCUCCUGGAGUACAUCAACUUGUGUGGUUCGCAAAUUUUGUCUCUUUUUUCUUCCUCUAUCCUUCUACCUUUAACCUACUAGAGGUGGCAGCAGUUGAUAAACCCAAGAUGCAUCUUUGGGAGACAGGAAUCAUGCGAAUCACCAGGCACCCGCAGAUGGUUGGGCAGGUCAUGUGGUGCCUGGCUCACACGUUAUGGAUCGGCAACUCCGUGGCCUUGGCCGCAUCGGUCGGCUUAAUUGGACAUCAUCUCUUUGGCGCUUGGAACGGAGAUAGGAGACUAGCCAUCCGAUAUGGAGAGGCUUUUGAGGCUGUGAAGAGCCGGACGAGCACCGUUCCCUUUGCAGCAAUUAUUGAGGGCCGUCAGAAGUUGCCGAAAGAUUACUACAAGGAGUUUCUCCGAUUGCCAUACCUAUCGAUCACAGCAUUGACUUUGUUUGCCUAUUUUGCACACCCGCUAAUGCAAGCCGGAAGCUUUGGCCUGCAUUGGUAGCAUGAACUGUACGUAUCAUCUGAAGAGCCAACAUUAGCAUCUUCCAAGUUGUACAUAUCGGUUGCCUCUGUGGAAGUGUGGGAUGAAUACAUUGCCAGGAACGGGAUCCCUCGCAAGUCGCAACAUAACAAAUCCGAAAGAAGAUAGUUUUUGACUGUCGAGAGAAAAACAGUAGUAGAACGAUGUGAUGAUUUUGUUUGAGCAGAUUAGGUCAUGUGCAGUGAUUUACUUCAGAUGCUAAAAUUUCGCCGACUAUUCUGUCGCGAUUGCAAGUUGAUUUGCACACGAUUUGAAGAUCAUUGACCGUGAGGUUUUCCGAAUGAAGAUGUAUUCUUUAGUAGAAA